CGCAUCCAAAAGAAAAGGUUCCGUGCAAAGGAAAAGUGGAUUUUUAGUCUAAUUAUUAUUAACUUACGUGCCCCAGGACGAGGGGACACAUUCCGGUGGGUUCGCUACGAGACCGCGUACGGCAGCAUGGAUACCAGAACCGUUCUCGAGGGCUAUUUGCGCAGAGCCGUCAAUCCGAAUAAUGAUGACCUGGAUGUGUCCGCGAUUGAUCAGUUUUGCCUGACGCUGAAGAAAGAUCCCUCACGGAUGUCGACGGCUCGGGAGCUGCUGGUGAGCCGGAUCCAGUCGACGAACGCGAAAGAAUCCUUACUCGCACUCGAGGCCCUCGAGGAGUGCAUGGAAUCGCUGGGGCGCGAGUUUCGCUCCGAGAUCAAUAAGUUCCGCUUCCUUAACGAGCUGAUUAAAAUGGUUUCAAAAAAGUAUAACGGUGAGCAGACACCGCGCGAGGUAUCGGAACGGAUCCUGAACAUUCUGCUGACCUGGACCAACAAGUACGAACCGUGCGAGUGCGAUAAGAUACAGGAAGCGUACACUUUGCUCGCCAGCCAGGGCAUUCAGCAUCGGUCGCAGCAGAACGUGAUCAUUCGCAAUCCGGGCGGUGCUGGAUCUCAACUGCGAUCGACAGCAGCCGGUGACGAUCGAUCGAACCAGUCGACGGACAAGCGAGAGCAAAAGCUACGACAGCUUAUCAGCAGUGGCAAGCGAGAGGACUUUGAAAAGGCCAAUCUGCUGAUACAGAACUUUUGCCGUGAUGAGGAGCGGCGUACGCAGAUGAAGAGUCGCCGGUUGUCGGAGCUACAGAAGGUGGCCGAAAACACGAAGCUACUGGAUGAGAUGCUCGAUCAGUAUCGGGGUGGUGGUGGUGGCGGUGGUGCUGGAGAAUCGAGCUCAUCCGACGAGGAGCUGGCAAUACUGAACGAGAUUUACGAAUCGUGCGAAUCUGCCCAGCCAACGAUCGUACGGUUGGCGGAGGAGACGCAGCAUUGUGAGGAGAUGAUUGAGAAAAUCUUUGAAGUUAACGAUGCGUUGAACCAGGUGCUGGAUAAGUAUCGUAUAAAGGUGCUAAACCAGCGGCCGGAUGUGCAUGGUACCGCCGGAGAGCCGCUACUGUCUGCCCUUCCUCCUUCGGUUGGCUACGUACCCAACAUUGUUGGUCCUGACACGCUGGACUGUCUGUUCGAUGUGUCGGAUGCCAAUGGAACAGCGGGCCUCGAUAGAGGAGCAAUGGGCGCUAACCGAGCCGCGCCUACAUCGUCGUCCGAUCGUACCAACUACAAGGACAUUCUAAGCGAUAUCUUCACAGCAAGUGCCACUGACGGUGCGGGCACCGUCAAGCCCUUGACCAGCAUUACGAAUGCACCGAACAUUCUCAUGCCGGAAACCGUACUCGCAGCUAAUCGAUCAUCGGCGAGCGCGACGAAUGUGAAGGAUCAUUUACUCGAAAUCAAUUCGCUUCUUGGUGGCAGCAACAAUCAGCACCAGCAGGGAGUUGGUGUAGGGGUAGUGUUGCCACAAAACGCCAGGAUUAUGCCCGGUAAACCCGUCCCUUCGGUGGACACGUCUAAUCAAAGACCAGCAUCGGUUGGCUCAAAUGGUAUCACGACCGCGAACAAGAACGGCGGUACGACGGGAGUAGCAGGUGCCGCUGCUGCUGCUGCUCCACCGUUUGGUAAAGCCAUCCCAGAACUCGAUUCCAUCAUUACGGGCAUGAAAGCGACGCUACUGUCCCCACCAUCCGUAAGCAGCUCUUCCACGAACGUUAAGAUCGAUCCCGAAUCUCGUGCUGUCGAAUCGAAUGAGCAGCCGGCUUUGCAGCCGACUGAAGAAGAUGAUCCAAUUCUGGUGGCUCCUACGCAACCUGCGGCCGUUCCACCAACCAAUGCGCCGCAGCAGCAGCAGCCAGCGAAACCGGAGCUGAAAGCGCUAGCAGACAUCGUGAUCGAUUUGGAUGCGAUCACACCGAGCAAGGAACCAUCGCGGACGGUGCUGGACGAUAAGGAGGGGCUACAGAUUACGCUUAACUUUGCGGCCGACCAUCCACGGCCCGACGUUACGGUUAUCGUCAUUUCGACCAUCAACCAGGGUCGUACCGGUAUUCCGAGCUUUCAGUUCGAUGCGAGCGUACGGAAGCCAUGCAAGCUCCGGUUGCUACCACCGUCCGGGACGAGCUUGCCCGGUACGAAACCAUUCCGGCCACCGGCCGACGGUAUUAUGCAGGUGCUGUUGCUCGCCAAUCCGUCCGGUGAGCCCGUCGAUGUGACGUGCAUCCUGACGUACCUGGUAGGCGAUGAUCCGGAUCCAAUCAAAGAAUCGAUCGUCAUGCAGGCGGUUCCAUCGGUGCGAGACUAACGGGAGAACGCGGACAGGGGGAUGCGGAUGUGAUUGGAGGAGAUACCUGUGAUUGCGCGGGACGAGCGGGAGUAGAACUUUUUACCAGAACCAGACAACACUUACGCCCUCUGCGGUGAGAAACCGUCUCCUUCAUGCAAUUGCGGGAACCAGUUGCCUACAUAGUUGCGUGAGAGAGAUAGAGAGAGAGAGAGGCACACCCCCGGUAAAAGGGGGUGCCCGCGGGGGCCGAAGUGGCAGAUUAUGAAUCAAAAUGCUGUAAAAACCAAAAUUAAAACCAAAAUCAACAUCCGCGCAUUACCUUAAGCACUUUUGUGGCUUUGUUGAGCAUUCUUUACUGAUUAUUGAGAAAAUGGUACGAUGCAAAAUCGAAAGUGACGGUUGGUGGAUUCGUUAACAG
Anopheles darlingi is the source of this 2749-nucleotide messenger RNA. It is a transcript of the gene Gga, whose product is annotated as ADP-ribosylation factor-binding protein GGA1. Gene Ontology annotation, molecular function: phosphatidylinositol binding; ubiquitin binding; small GTPase binding. NCBI's taxonomy places the organism in Eukaryota, Metazoa, Arthropoda, Insecta, Diptera, Culicidae. The coding region runs from base 127 to 2349 and encodes 740 amino acids. Gene Ontology annotation, biological process: vesicle-mediated transport; intracellular protein transport. The record is from RefSeq and is a predicted model, not a curated record. Gene Ontology annotation, cellular component: trans-Golgi network. The transcript has 5 exons.